This is a messenger RNA of Clarias gariepinus (North African catfish), 2212 nucleotides long. It is a transcript of the gene sgo1, whose product is annotated as shugoshin 1. Gene Ontology annotation, biological process: meiotic chromosome segregation. The transcript has 11 exons. Gene Ontology annotation, cellular component: chromosome, centromeric region; nucleus. The record is from RefSeq and is a predicted model, not a curated record. Lineage: Eukaryota; Metazoa; Chordata; Actinopteri; Siluriformes; Clariidae. Bases 83 to 2035 code for a protein of 650 amino acids.
CGCAGUUCGAAUGUCAACGUCCGUCCCGAGGACAACAGCGCACCGGAAGUGAAGCUAGUGUACCGUUCACGCUCAGUGAGCCAUGGUUCGUGAGCGCGUGGUCCAGAAAAAGUCGUUCCAGCAGAGUCUGGACGACAUUAAGGAGAAGAUGAAGGAGAAGAGGACCAAGCGUCUGGCGAGCGCGUCUGCUGCGAGUCGAGGGCUCUCCAAGCUGAAGAACACGGCCUCGGUGAAGCCGUUCGUGCUGAAGAGUGUGCAGGUGAAUAACAAGGCGCUGGCGCUGGCUCUGCAGGCCGAGCGGGAGAAGGUACGGCAAGCGCAGGGGGUCAUUCUGCAGCUGAAGAGAGAACGACAGGCGCUCAUCUUUCACCUGCUGAUGAUGAAGAGGGCCCUGACUGAAGGGGGUGUGGCCAGAACUACACAGGCGUCUCCUGUAGACGAGCAGAAGUUAGUCGUCCGUCAGGAGACCAGGCCCAGGGUUGAUGAACAGACUGAAGCUGUGACUCAGGAGAAGAAGCUUUGCCCCCUCGAGUCUCUCACUCAGCAGGAUGAAGACGAAGUUUUUGGAGGCUCCAGUAAUAGCGAGGCCUCUUUGCCCUCCACUGUCGGAAUGCGUCGUCUGCGAGGUGGACGGAAGCGCUCUGAGCGGAGGCGGAGCUCGCUGUUUAGUCCUGCCUCUAUGGAUACUUGUGUAACGGAAGAGGUGGAGCCUCAGAACUUUGAACACAGUAGAGUUGUCCAGGAUGUCACUAAACGUGAACCUGUCGCUGAAAAGACUGCGGCCAGAUGUCGGAGGUCGCUCCGGACAGAAUCGGUUGAUGCUCCUAAAGCGGCGCUGGAUUCCGAGCUUUCGGACUUCUCGACCGUGCAGCAUUCGACCCCGGAACCGCCACAGCGCUGUGUGUCCAGGCAGACAAAGAGGAAGGCAGCGCAGUCUGCGACCAAGCCAGAGCCAGGCUGCAAGGCAGAGCGUGCACCGCUGAAGAAACCCUGGGAGAAGCCACGUGCCCGCUCUAAGACUCGCGCGGCGGCAGGCGGAUCUGCUCCCGCUCCCAGCGACAGGUUGAACUCCUCACUGGGCAGCAACGACACGUUCGACUUCGACUGCGAGGAGGCCGUCCACAUCACGCCUUUCCGAGGAGGAAGUAAAGCCUCUGAAGCCCUGCCUUCUCCCGUCACCAUGCCCUCUCCUGUUGCUCCGCCCCCUCCUGCUCCAGCAGACGAGCACUCCAGCUCUUCAGACAUAGAGCAGGACUCAGACGACAGCCUGUAUGUUCCAGACAGGAAGUUCAGAAGGACUCGCGACCCCCCGCCGCGUCGUGCCCGCUCCAAGAGAAGGUCCGCUAAGACGCGAGGGAAGGAGAACUCCGCACCAAAGCAGAACCGCGUGGGUUUGGAGUUCUCUGGACCUAUAAACACACGUGCAGGAGGUACAGACGCCUCCCUGUCGACGAACACAGUACUAAAUCUCCCACAAUCCCCUGCUGCUGACCUGCCGUUCACAGAGUUACUGUUAUCUCCAACUGCUAAAGAGUGCAACCCGUCAGCUCCAGACCUGGAGUGUGCUCAAGCUGCUGCAGUUGGAAAGGAAGAGGUGUCUUCUCCACCUGAUAUCCCUGCUCCAAAGGUGGGGCUUAUGGUGAUUGACAGUCCUUUAUUUGAAUUGACAAGCUGCCCGAACCAAUUGUCAGCGCAGGAGAACAGCACAGCUGUGGUGAUGGACAAGACGAGGAGGAGGAAAGGUGGUCUCGUUGUUCGUUCCUGUCUAGGCUUGGCUUUGAGUGACGUGACAAAUCUCUCCCCUGCAGUCUAUCAGACGCCUCUGCAGGGCCGAGACUCCACCCCCAGCCACGGCCGCAAGAGACGCUGCACCGGCAUCGUCAGCUAUAAGGAGCCGUCGAUCAGCUCUAAGCUGCGGCGUGGAGACAAGUUCACAGACACACAAUUCCUGCGCUCGCCCAUAUUUAAGCAGAAAUCUCGGCGAUCCCUCAAAGCCAUGGAGAAAUACAACGAGUCUUUUGUGGGCUGUCGCUAAGAGUUUUUAACCUACAUCCUGCCUUGAUGCGUACCGCCGCUCAUGCUCCGGCAUUACAACUUAAAGUCGUUUUAAAUAUGUACAUAUGAUAUUGUGUGUGUUUUUAUUACCUUUAAAUGACAACCCCAUGUAAGGUGUUUUUUGUUCUGUUUGUUUCUAAUAAAUCUCAUUUAGAAA